This is a messenger RNA of Closterium sp. NIES-65, 251 nucleotides long. The record is from the annotation of a GenBank genome assembly. Lineage: Eukaryota; Viridiplantae; Streptophyta; Zygnematophyceae; Desmidiales; Closteriaceae.
CUUCCUUAUCUUCCCCAUCAACCCAUCUGCCCUGUCCUUCCUCAUCCCCCCCAUCUGCCCUGUCCUUCCUCAUCCCCCCCAUCUGCCCUGUCCUUCCUCAUCCCCCCCAUCUGCCCUGUCCUUCCUCAUCUCCCCCAUCUGCCCUCUCCUUCCUCAUUUUCCUUACACAGGUGGAUCUAGACACACUGGAAUGCCGAGUGCUCUCAGUUGCCUGCCCUCCCUUCCCCUCCUCACCAUCACACUCCUCAUAG